This is a messenger RNA of Colletotrichum orchidophilum, 1209 nucleotides long. RefSeq lists its product as uncharacterized. The record is from RefSeq and is a predicted model, not a curated record. The transcript has 4 exons. Bases 1 to 1209 code for a protein of 402 amino acids. NCBI's taxonomy places the organism in Eukaryota, Fungi, Ascomycota, Sordariomycetes, Glomerellales, Glomerellaceae.
AUGACUACAAACCCGGGGCAGUAUGGCCAGCGCUCGCUACUACUGCUUUUGUUGUGCUUUAUCGCUUCGGUAGUCGAGGCGCAGAGCGUCGCCGGGGUGCUUACGCAAAUCCCCAAUUGCGCCGAUUUUAGAAGCGGAGAAGUCAAGGCCAUCGCCAUCGCCCUGUCGGUCAUCACACUUCCCGUUGUUUCGCUGCGGUGCAUAUCGCGAUGGAAGAUCACCAACAAGUUGUGGUGGGAUGAUUGGACGGCCAUCUUUGCAACGAUGUUGCUAGCCGGGUUGACCAGUAUAGAAAUUGCGAGCACCAACUUGGGAUUCGGAACACACUACUGGAACAUCGGACUCGACGCCGGAAUAAAGCUGCUGAAGCUUUCUUACGUCGUCCAGCAACUCUACAUCCUGAUCCAAGUCUUCGCCAAGAUCUCGAUUCUCUUGUUCUUCUCCCGCAUCUUUCACGCAAAGCGGUUCCAACUCACUGUCCGCUACUUGAUCAUAUUUUUACUACUACACGGCCUGAUAUCCCUUUUGGUCGUCAUACUCCAGUGUACGCCAGUCUCGUCGACCUGGGACAGAAGCAACACGAGCCGGAAAUGCCUCAACGUCACCGCUAUUGAAUACACCGGAGCAGUCUUGAGCAUUGUAGAGGACUUGGUAAUCUUGGUUUUGCCCAUUCCCGAGUUGGUCAAAAUACAGCUCAACAUGCGGAAAAGAAUUGCGCUGGGGCUCAUGUUCAGCCUUGGCUCAUUUACUUGUAUUGCAACCAUGGUCCGUUUGAAAUACCUAGUCAUGUUCUCGAGGAGUUUCGACACUACUUGGGACAAUGUCGACAUUGUCAUUUGGUCCAUCAUCCAGGCAUUUUGCGCCAUCCUCUGCACGAGCCUCCCAGCACUGCGGCCGUUGCUGCAGAAAGUACCGCAACUCUUUCCCAGCAAUAACAUCAACACCAAAAAUAACAGUAAAGGAACUGUAAACUCGAGACACUCGAUGCUAAACACUGGCAAAGACAAGUUUCGCGAAAUCCCCGAGGCGCCGUUGGCGCCAGAGUUGCCACCCACGCCAAUCGACAUUGCGGACGAGAUGGCGGCAAAGGCAGACGGGAAGCGUCAAGUCCUCAUCACCAAGGACAUCAAGGUUAAUUUAGCCAAUUUCGAGUUGCAAGAUGUAACGUCAAGCAAGAAAGUGCAGAAGAACGAAAACAGAAGGUUCUGA